GGUUGCUUCCGGAAAAGGCAGAGCUUCCGCUUCCGGUGGGGCCGUCCCUGGAGCAGAGAUGGCGGCGACAGCGGCCGAGGUUGCGGCCUCUGGCUCUGGAGCGGCCCGGGAAGAGGCUGAAGCUCCGGGACCCGCCUGGGAUGAGUCCCAGCUACGAAGUUACAGCUUCCCGACCCGGCCCAUCCCACGUCUGAGCCAGAGUGACCCUCGGGCGGAAGAACUCAUCGAAAAUGAGGAGCCUGUGGUGCUGACCGACACGAACCUUGUGUAUCCUGCUCUGAAAUGGGACCUCGAAUACCUGCAAGAGAAUAUUGGCAACGGGGAUUUCUCUGUGUACAGUGCCAGCACCCAUAAGUUCUUAUACUAUGAUGAGAAGAAGAUGGCCAAUUUCCAGAACUUUAAGCCAAGGUCCAACAGGGAGGAAAUUAAAUUUCAUGAGUUUGUCGAGAAACUACAGGAUAUACAGCAACGCGGGGGAGAAGAGCGGUUGUAUCUGCAGCAAACUCUCAAUGACACCGUGGGUAGGAAGAUUGUCAUGGACUUCUUGGGUUUUAACUGGAACUGGAUUAAUAAGCAACAGGGAAAACGUGGCUGGGGGCAGCUGACCUCUAACCUGCUGCUGAUCGGCAUGGAAGGAAAUGUGACACCUGCUCACUAUGAUGAGCAGCAGAACUUCUUUGCCCAGAUAAAGGGCCAUAAGCGAUGCAUCUUAUUUCCUCCGGAUCAGUUUGAGUGCCUCUACCCAUACCCUGUCCAUCAUCCCUGUGACAGGCAGAGCCAGGUGGACUUUGACAAUCCUGACUAUGAGAGUUUCCCCAAUUUCCGAAAUGUGGUCGGUUAUGAAACAGUGGUUGGCCCUGGUGAUGUUCUUUACAUCCCGAUGUACUGGUGGCACCACAUAGAGUCAUUACUAAAUGGAGGGAUUACCAUCACUGUGAACUUCUGGUAUAAGGGUGCUCCCACCCCUAAGAGAAUCGAAUAUCCACUUAAAGCUCAUCAGAAAGUAGCCAUCAUGAGAAACAUCGAGAAGAUGCUUGGAGAGGCCUUGGGGAACCCACAAGAGGUGGGGCCCUUGUUGAACACCAUGAUUAGAGGCCGUUACAACUGACCUGCCAGAGGUCAAGGCCUCCUGCCAGGUGACUGCUAUCCCGUCCACAUGCGUCGUGAUGAGGACGGGGCACUCCAAGCACUAGUAUUGCACGCUGCACUUAAUGGACUGGACUCUUGCCAUGGCCCUGGAGGCAGGUGUCUGGGGCGAGGCAGGGUAGUUGACUCCACUCCUGUUUGGAAAGAUUUCUCACCCUUGCCUCUUGAGCCCCAGAGCCUUCCUUCUUUGCCCCCUAAAGUCCUGCAUUUAGUGUGUGGAGUCCCAGCUUCUGGUUGUCAUCAUGUCUGUGUUAGUUUGUCAACCUCAGGGUGUGUGUACAUAUGCAUGUGUGUGUUCACACACAUGCAUUUAUGUGUUCUUUGUUCUCUCUUCCUGGGUCAGGAUGUCACUUCUGGCUCCUGGCUCCCGAAGCCUCAGUGCCUCAGCAUGAGAGAGGAGAUGCUCCGCCAUCCCCUCGACAUCUGCACUGUGGUGCCAGAACGAGCCUGUGCAGCAGUCUGUCUUCUGCCAGUUUUUGCAGCAUAGUCAGGCUACAGACCAGGUGGCAGUAGUGCUGGGACCCUAGUGGGGACAUUGAGAAGGGGGCUUGUCUUUGGGAGCCUAGAUAGGCUUCUCAUGGGAGAGGAUUAGAUAGGGUUCCAGUUGAGAACUACAAGCUCAAGCCAUACUUAGACGGAAACCUUGGGGACCUAAGAACAGAGAACCGUGCAUAUGUCCCAGGUGCAGACCCAUGCAGCUGUUCUCGUUCAGCACCAGCUCUUGCCCUGUACUAGGCAGUGAGGGAAUGUUAGCUCUGACUUCUUUGGACUCCAGGGGUAUGAACCUCUGCAUGUGUGUGUACACAUCUGCACACUUUGUAUGUGUGUUCACACUUGCCAUCCUUCUUGCUUAACAAGGUUCUUGACUGCUUACGUUGUCCACUGUGACAGUACAGUGUGAACCCCAGACACUGCCUGACUUAGCCUAUAGCUUUUAAACUCGGAUUUUAGCCAUCCUAUCUUGGUCAGAUCUCACUGCAGCCUACCUAAAGCUGACUGGCUCGAGCCUCCAGGUCCUGUGUCUUCCCUGUCCAGGCCACAUCCCCUGCUGCUGCUGAGCUUCCUGGCUGAGUAGAUGAAAUGGGGUCAGACUUAGGCAGCUAACUCAAUACCUUUCUCCACCUCAGGGCAAGGUCAGAAAUGUCCUCUUGCCUCCUAGAGCCAGCGCCUCUGCCAGACCCAACACAGUGUCACACGACAGCUAGAGUAGGACAACUGGCAGAGCAUGGAGAUGGAAUUUACUUUUCUGUUGGUAGUUCUCUAUAGGAACCCUCCUCAGGGCUGCAGCUUGUAGCUGGGCAGCUCCGUGUUACACAACACAGCGCCAUUGCUCACGUCUGUUUAGAGGGAUGGGGCCCCUGCAGUUCGGCAGAAUGGUGGCCCCACAUCCACUUACCUCAAGUCCCUUCUCCAUCAUCCUUUUCCCUAAAAUCUGAGUUGGAAGUCUGAUUUUAUUCCCUUCUUUGCCACUUUUUUUUUAAACCCCACCUCCCCCCAGGUUUGACCUUCAGUGUGAGCUGUGGCUCUUAGCUCUGAAGCUCAGCUUACAGUGCCCCAUGGACUGAGAACAUGCAUGCGAAUGUGUGUGCACACGUGUGUAUUUCUGGGGCCUCUGAUGCAAUGUGAGUGUAAAGACCUGGUGCCUCCUCAAGUCAGCCAAUGCUGGGCAAUGUGAUUGCAAUAAACUCAUGCUGCCAUCUCUUUCGGGAAAGAGGAGUGCAACAAGAGAGUAGCAUCAGUUUGGCCACCAUAGCAGAUUUUCAUUCUCAGCAGAUCUGUGUUCCUGGCUCUGCCCUCAGAGGUGUCUGGGACGUGUAGCAGGGACUCUGGGUCUGCUAGGUUGAUCCGGUAGGAGACUGUGCCUCACACAAGUCUGAACUAAGAUGGCUAGGAGCAAGGAGAGAAAAGGUGAACUUUGGGAUCAUUGCAGGAUUGGUCUGAUGCUGGUGAAAUGUAAUAGCUAUUCCUGGUUUUAGACACCUGAUGUGUGCCUAUUGCUUUUAGCUCUAUCCCUCACAACGCUGAAUAGUAGCUUCUCACUUUACAGAUGAAAAAAUGCCUCAGAGAGUGAAGAGUGGUAGUCAAGACCAUCUUAAUGCUGUUUAGCUAUAAACCCCCCUCAACCCCUGCUCCUCCUUCAUUUCUUCCAAAUUGUUGGUUCUUUACCUUGCUUCCGGCCUCAUUCCCUAGGCAGAGUACAAGCAUGCUCAGGCAAGGGUGUGGAAGGGUGAAAGCAUUUGGAGGUUCAGCUAGAGACAUGGAAGCGCUGCCUGGAAAGCCGUCUUACCAAGUGAAGGGUGCGAGGAACAACUGCAGGAGUGGGCUCUAGCGGUGCUGGGAAGAGGGUACUGUGCACCCUCGAGUGUAGGUCUCCUGGCUCCUCUCAGCAUGCCUGUGCCUCUAGAUCACUCGACUCAUGUUCUGCUGUGUCACUUCCUCUUAGGGAUGAGAAGCUUCUUCCGUCGCCUAGGUUAGCGCUGGCUGUUUAGGCUUGAAUUGUACUUGCAACAGAGGAAGUGUUGCUGCUACAGUGUUUGCCCACUCUAGCCAGCAGCAUGGAUGUCAAAUGUGCCAAGUUAGGUGGAGACUUGGGCUUGUCUAGGGUCAGACAUGUUGCAAGUUCUCAUUUUCACCCCAGCAGUACAGUGAAAACUACUGUUUUGUGAAGUCAAAUAUUUGCUGGGGGGGUUGGAGUUACAGGGUGGAGGAGGGGCUGUUCUGGGCAUCAGUUGAGCAGAUGCCCAGGAUGCCUGGGGGAGACCAGCUUCCCCUACAAAUCAGAGCUCUAAAUUACAAGGUUUUUACCAACGAGAACAGUUGGGGGAAGUCGUCUGCUCUCAUUUGCGUAAUGGUUUCUGUCACUGGUGAUUAGACACAGGAUGAAGGAAAAGAAAUUUGACAAUUAGGAAUGAGCCAUCAUUAAUCUGAAUCUGUUAGGAGACAGAGAGGGGAAGGAUCUUUUUUAGUGGGCCAACCCAGUAUAGGGAGACACUCCCUAUCUCUGACCCCAGCAUUCUGGGCCAGGUACCCUGUUGGGGUUCCCACCAGUGUGGGCGGAGCUUACAUGCCUUCACAUACUGAGUCCAAUCCCGGCUUGAGGUGGGUUUAGAAACAGAUAACUUUCUGCAUGAGGCAAGGAAGUUAAAGAUAUAUGAGUAAGUAUUAAGUACAAGCCCUAGAGCAAAGAAUAACAAUAGGAUAGUUUUGAUGUGUGCUUACUGUUACCAGAAUGUCACUCACAGUCAACACUGUUGAUCUCCCACCUGUGACAAGUAUUUUGUCACUUUCCAGCACUUGAGGUUGUGCAGGAAACCUGAUCUUUAUCAAACCCCAGGAACUGAUGGAAGUUGGACAGGAAACCAUAUGAAAGUAGCAGAGCCCAGAUGUAUGCAGGUGUGAGGAGAAGUGGGGCACAGCAUGCUGGGAGAAGAGACUCGAGCCUCUCAGCAUUGACGUCCUCUGGAUCAGUGAGCCAUGCUGUGGGGAACAGCGAGGUUCCCGGCUCAGGCUAGUGACCCAGUCGUGUGGCUAACUUAAUAAGGUGUGGAGAAUUCAGCUUAGAUCUUCCAGUGUCUGAGAUUUACCUCACCACUCACGCUCUGUCCCUUCAAAUGCCUAAGACAAUAUUAAUCUGCACCAAGUUGUCGUUCUCACCAUUAGGUGUUCCUCAGAUCCUAGGUCCUUGGGGGCUUGGGAUUGGUUUUUCUGUCUCCUAUAAAGUGAACUUCUCAGGGAUGGUGCUGUCUCACUCCUUGAUAAGUUCCUACCUCUGUUGUCUUUCAUCCUUCAAAGCUUGGUGCAGAAUUUAGCAAGGGCUACCAGCAGUGAUCCUCUGACCAGUUAUACCUAGAUGGGCAGGCGUGGGGAUGGAUAGAAGUAGUUAAUGGGUUCUAGGGGCCCAAGUCUUUCCAGUUCCUAUUUCACUUGAUGUCCUCUUAAACCACUUUGAAGUAGAUCUUUUGAGCUUUCUCUUACUGAGGCUCUCAGUGGCCUCUUUACCAAGGCUUUCUUCAAAGAAGCUCUCUGGCUCCAAGUGCUGGACAGCUUGGUUCUAGGGUCCUUUUCCACUUUUGACCUCAGGUUGCUCUGUUCCUGGUUAGUCCCUGUAUUCUGUCUGCUCUGUCCUCUUUCAAUCCUUUGUCUUUACUUGCUGGCUGAGCUAGUCUCACUCUGGUGGUCCUUUCUGCUUCUCCUUCGGCUAGCUCUGUUUAUUAUUGAUCCCUAGGGCCCUGACUGGAGCCCUGCUGAGCACUUCUGGGGAGAGGGGGAGUUCCUGGAGGAACAAAGGCUCAGAAACUUGUCCUCAAGGCCCUUGGGCCUGUGAUUAAUGAUGCCUUGGAGACAAUCGGGGAAGGACCUAGAGAGUUGAGGGACUUGGUGAGGAGACUGCAAGAAAGAGUCCUGGCUUGGGAAACCAGGAUGGAAGGUGUGAACUUGGUGUUUCCAUCUGAAUGUGCCCUUGUGCCUUAGGGUCCAGCAGUUCAGGGAUGAGGGACAUUUUCUGAUGUCUCCUAACUUCUCUCAGGUCUUUGGCUCAGUGUCACCAUGUUUGACAGACCCCUUCAUUCCUGAGCUCGCUAGAGGAGAAGCAGCAUAUUGAAGUAGACUGGUGUCAGAGUGGAGGCCUCUCAUGAGAAAGGCUGGAAUGGUAGUGAAUGAGAAAGGGGCUCAGUUGUCAGCUUAUCACCGGAUGACUCCAUUCCUCCAAGAGCAUAAGUGUAAGAACUGAUUCAAGAAGUCAGCUUAAAACUGCCCAUCCUCCAUACCUAAAAUCUGCUCUCAUUUUGGGAAGGAAUGUGUGUCCCUAACUUCAUGCAGAAACAGUCUAGUGUCUAAAAGCAUGUCUUUGGGGUCCGAUCCCUUCAGUACAUCUUUAGCUUGCUACGUACCAGCUGGGUUUGACCUUGGUUGAUUGAUUUAACCUGAGUCUCAGUUUCCUUUACUAUAAUGACUUGUGGGGGUGGGGGUUUGAAAAUAUCUACCUCAGGGUUGCUGGAUUAACUGAAAUAAUGUCUGUAAAGCUUUAGCACAGUGCCUGGCAAGCACUUAAUAAAUGGCUGUGGUGGUGGUUUA
Messenger RNA from Meriones unguiculatus (Mongolian gerbil), 6219 nucleotides. It is a transcript of the gene Hif1an, whose product is annotated as hypoxia inducible factor 1 subunit alpha inhibitor. Bases 59 to 1108 code for a protein of 349 amino acids. The transcript is spliced from 8 exons. NCBI's taxonomy places the organism in Eukaryota, Metazoa, Chordata, Mammalia, Rodentia, Muridae. Gene Ontology annotation, biological process: negative regulation of Notch signaling pathway; peptidyl-aspartic acid hydroxylation. Gene Ontology annotation, cellular component: cytoplasm; nucleus. The record is from RefSeq and is a predicted model, not a curated record. Gene Ontology annotation, molecular function: ankyrin repeat binding; peptidyl-histidine dioxygenase activity; [protein]-asparagine 3-dioxygenase activity.